Leptomonas pyrrhocoris is the source of this 7467-nucleotide messenger RNA. RefSeq lists its product as hypothetical. Lineage: Eukaryota; Euglenozoa; Kinetoplastea; Trypanosomatida; Trypanosomatidae. The transcript has a single exon. The coding region runs from base 1 to 7467 and encodes 2488 amino acids. The record is from RefSeq and is a predicted model, not a curated record. Gene Ontology annotation, molecular function: metal ion binding.
AUGUCGGCGUCGCCCACAAGUGGGAAUGGCGGCGGCGCGGUGUCUCGCGGAGGCGGCAGCAGCGGCGGCGACCCCGCGGUGCCUGCGCCGCAGUACUACGACAUGCGCGCCCCCCUCACCCGUCCCGUCACGGUGCUGCAGGUGACCGGCUUCACGCUGCGUGAAGGGAUGCUGCCCAGUCUCAUCAUGCCAGACGGGAGUCUAUACUUCGGCCCCACCGCGGAGGACGGAAAGUACAGACUUCCAGCCGGCUGCGGCAUCAUUUUCUUCCAUCAUGACGAGAACGUGCCGUCUACCUUUGUGCAGCCUGCCGCGCCGUCGAGCGGUGCCAACAUGGGGGGUCUUGUCUCCUAUUUUUUUGGUGGUGGUGCUCCGCGCGACGCCAAUGCACCUGGAGGCGAUGGUGCGAAGAGGGUGGCCGGUCAAGCCGCGGCCGCCUUCACAACCCUGUGCAGACGAUAUCAACAAGGGGAUCGCUACGGUGGGGACUGGGUGAACGGCGUGUUUCACGGCGAGGGGGUUUUAGUGACGAGCUACUUCACGUAUCAAGGAGGGUGGAAGGAUGGGCUGAUGCACGGCAAAGGCACCGUCUCAUAUACCCGUAAGUACGUGGACACCAGACCUGCAGCAGCAGCCGGUGGUGGUGGAUUGGGUGGCGGCGGUGGCAUGGGGACACUUCUGCUAAAAGGUCUCUCCUACAUGACACCGUUUGAGCUGGUGGCCACAGCGGCGGCGCCAAAAGAGUACUUCGGCAACUUCGACGCAGCGCACGGCCGGCACGGCACGGGCAUCAUGCGCUACUUCAACGGCGAUGUUUACGAGGGCGACUGGCAGGACAACUGUCGCCAUGGCAAGGGCAGGCUGCGGAAGCUCGACGGUGAAGUUUACGAAGGCGACUGGGCGAACGACGAGCGUCACGGCUUCGGCAAGAUCACGUACCCAAGCGGGGCCCUCUUUAAGGGGCUCAUGCAGCACGACCAGCGCGACGGCGAGGGCGUGAUGCGCUUCGCGAACGGCGAUGAGUACCUUGGCAACUUUGCCGCGGGCACUAUUGAAGGCCUCGGCACGAUGAAGUACCGCAACGGCGACGUCUACGAGGGCGCCUGGCAUGAUCGGCUGCGCCACGGUCAAGGAAAGUUCACGCUGAAGCGCACGGGUACGACGAUGACGGGCAUGUUUCUUAACGGUCUCAUUCAUGGCGAGGGCACCGUUGUCGUACCGGGCGUGUCGACCUUUGUCGGGAUCUUUGCACGUGGCGAGAGGACCGUUGGGACAAUGCAUUGGCAUCAGCAGACGCAGCCCGAGAAAGGUGGGGAAGAGGCGUCGGGCUGCGCUGAGGCGGUCACUACCGCUGCUCCUCCUUCUCCCUCUGUAGACGAACCUCUCACAGUAGCAGCAACAGCCUGUAUCAGCCCAACGGCAAACACACCGUCCCCCACCGCCUCCGCUCCCCUCCUUCACAAAGCAGCACCGAAAAACUACCUAUGCUAUCAGGGAGAGUGGCAUGGCGAGCAUAUGACCGGUAAAGGUUUGCUGUGGUACACGAAUGGCGACUUCUUCGCGGGGCGCUUCCGCAAGAGUCUUCGCCACGGCCCGGGCAACAUGCGUUACGCGGCCGAGCAGGUGGAGUUCAGUGGGCAUUACGUGCAUGACGUGCGACACGGCCUUGGUCUGCUGCAACGCGCCGACGGCUCCAUCCGCGCCGGACGCUGGCAGCACGACGCUUUUGUGGAAGGCUACGAAGGCGAAUGGGACGGCGUUGUCUUUCACGGCAUUGGCCGCCUGACGCUGCCGAUCGACACCUUCUUUGGCCUCCGCGCGAGCAACUCCACGCUGAAGCUGUCCGAUGUGAACGCUGCGCUGCAUGCCGCAUCAAGCACGCCGCCACCGCCGCCACCGCUGCUCACGGGCAGCGGUGCAGCUGCAUCUACUGCGGUGGACGAGGAAGGGCUGGUCAGCGGUUCAAACUGCCCAGGAACUACGACCGCGGCAGCAACAGCAGCGGGGAGUGACGCGAUGCGCCGCGCUGAUGACUAUCCUCAUUUCAUCGACUUUUUCGGUGUUUUUCGCAACGGCGUGCGGGAUGGCGUGGGGCUGCUGAAGCUGCCAGCGCUGGACUGCAUCGUUGGUGGGACGCUGAACCUCGCCGAGGAUCGCCGCGGCACCGGCAAGACCUUUACCCGAAACAAAAACAGUAGGAAGGCGAGCCGUGGGGGCGCAGGGGCAGCAGCAGGUAACAACAGCGACAGAGGGAAAGACUCUUCUGCGAGUACUGUCCCCUCUUCAGGCGACAGCGUUCCCUCCGUCGUGAUCAAAGGGCGUUGGGUGCGAGAUGUGCUGCAUUGCCAGAAGGGCGUGCUGGCCUUCCCGAACGGCAUUGUGUACAUUGGCGGGUUUUGCAACGGCGCGCGCGCGGCGGACUGCGCACGGGUGUGGUGGCCUGACGGCUCCGUGAUGGAAAGCGGCUGGUGCGACGACGCGCCAAGUGGGCCCGGGGUGUGGUAUCAGCGAAAUCGAACCGACCCCAUCUUCCAGACAAUAAUCCCUCGCACACCGCGUUCGUCGCGCUCGCGCCGGCGCUGCAUCCCCGGCUCCCCGGCACCUGCGUCUGCAGCCGCGACCGUGGACACACACGGAACAAAAAGCGGCAACGACAGCGGCGAUAGCAGUGGGGCCAACGGAAACGCAGGGGGCGGUCCCUUUGGGCUUUCGUACUUAUGGGGUCUGGUCGGGCUUGGCUUUGGUGGUGGUAGCGGCAGGACGGGCAACGACGAUGGCGCAGUUGCCGACUGCAACGCCGACGAGGAGGACGACAAACCGCGGCGUGUUCUCAUCGACUUCCACAGUCACUUCGCGGUGUCGUGCACGUGGUACCCGUCCCCGAUGGAUCUUCACACCUACACCCGCGUCGUACUUCCGCAGAUCGCAGCGCAGACGGCCCCACUCGCACGCGACACGCCGUGGCCGCUGCUGAUGCAUUCAGCGACCAUGUCCACAGCAAUGUCGAACUGCGCCACCCGGACCACCGCGUCGUCCUCGGACGGUCCGCCUCCCCUGAAAAAUGGCGGCAACAACAGUAGCUUGAUGAUGCUGGAAAACUUCACCGCGACACCGCAGCAGCAACAGCAGAUGGUGCCUCCGUCACUGCGGCAAAUCGCAGCCGGCGCAACGGAUCUCCAUCUCGCUGAUCCACCAGCGAAGAUUUCCGUCGGUCGCGCCAACGGACCGGCCGUGGUGUACUUCGAUUCUGGUGUUGUCGUCGCCGGAGAGUGGCUGGGCAACGCCCCUCGCCUUGCCGUCCCGUACCGCCCCUGGUCCGCCUACGAUGGUUUCGUAGUCUGGCAGGCAAGCCGCCCCGCGGCACGCAACUGCGCUGCAACGUUUCCGCUGUGGGUUUCACCACGGUCGCAGUCGUGCUACUCCGCGCUGCUGGCGGCGGCGCCGAACGAUGUGCGGGGCGAGCCGAAGCGCACCACGGCGGAUGUCUAUCACGGUGCCCUAUCACUCGCCCUCUCGCCUCUUGCGGCCGGGGGCAGCAAUCUGGGUGAAGGGGCCACCGCCGGGGCAGCCGCGGCGGCGGAGAGCGUCAGCGGGGUCACCUCGCCCGACACGCGGUGCACCAUCUGUGCCAAGGAGUACAGCUUUUUCCGCAAGCGCGUCCACUGCACCUUAUGCCUGCGGUCGACCUGCUCCUCCUGCCUGGGUCAGAUGGACACGGACGGGCUGCAACAAGAGGACGUGAAGGCCCUUCUACGGCACGCGUACGUGACGUCGGAGCAGACGGAGCUGCUCGCGGCUGCCGCGGCAAAGAGCACGGCGAGUAGCAGCAGCAGCGGCGGCGCGGCUCGUCGUGUGGUCUUCCCGAGCAUCUCCGUGGAGCAGGUGGACCACGCCUUUGAUGGAAAGGGGACCGCUGCGCUGCCGGUGUGCGCCGAUUGCGUACGCGCGAUGCUGUGGAAGCUCCGUUACACCCAGAUGUGGAUCCCCACCUCGAUGUUCACCUCCGUGGUGGACAUCGACCGGCAUCAGCGGGACGUGCAGGUGCGCCGACAAGCGAGCGCGCCGCCGGGCGACGCGUUGAAGGCAAACACGACAGAAAUUGAUCCAGUCCUCGCAGGCGGCACGACCGCCGUAACAGAAGCGCUCGCAGUGGCCACAGGAGACGCCGACACCGCCGGCCCCAUCGCGCCCGGGGAAGAACUCCGCUGCGAGUCGUCGCGUCAGGUCUCCGCGGGGAGUGAGCUACUGCCUGCGUCGCAGAUAGACCUUGCCGACGUCGACCACGACGCACCGCACACGCCGACCUCUCCGUGUACGCUUCUCUUAAACGACGGGCUGGGUGAUUCCCCGGUGCCACUUUCCCCGCCGCCGCCCGCCGUGCCCGCUACUGCUGUGGCUGCUUCUGGGUCUCCUGGGAUGGCCAGCACGAGCACGAAUCGGUACAUCCGCACCCCACAAGACUUGCCACGCCCGAGUGGUGAGCUGCUCCCGCCAACACAGUACAUCACCUACAGCGGCUACACCUCCUACUCCAUUCCGCACAUCUACGGGGAGCUGUGGUGGGGCCGGCGCUACUACUACCGCGGUGGCUUCUGCGCCGGCGAGCGGCACGGUUUUGGUGUCCAGUACAUGCCAAACGGUGAGCGCUACGAGGGUGCCUUUGAGCGUGACGCCUGGCACGGGCAGGGCGUAUACUACCUCGAGGACGGCGCGGUGCUGAUGGGUGAGUUCCGCCGAGGAGAGCUGCGCAUCGUACAGUACCACGGUGAAGUGGAGGAAGAUACGGCGCACGGUGUACGCCCGCAUGGCCGCGGGAUCGGCUACGACUCCAAUGGCGCGGUGUACAACGGAGAGUGGAUGCAUGGGCAGCAGCACGGCACGGGGAUGCUGCGCCUGCCAGACGGCGUCUCCGUGUACAGCGGCACCUUCGUGUGCGGUGCGAUGGAGGGGAUGGGCAAGCUCGUCACCACAAGCGGGGCCUACUACGGUGACUUUAGUCAAAACCAGCAGCAAGGGAAAGGCCUCCUGUUCACCUCGAGCUGCGUGGUCGAGGGAGGCUGGGUGCAAGGCGCGUCCAGCGGGUUCACGCGCAUCUACGAGAACAGCACCGGCGAUGUCUACGAGACGACCUACCGCGCCGGCAACGAGCGGGAUGACUGCUUCCCCGCGCCGAUCAUGGUCGACGACGCGGAAGCCGCGACGUGUGGGCAGUGCGGCAUGUCCUUCUCGUUCUUCCUCCGCCGACACCACUGUCGACUCUGCGGGGAUGUAUUCUGCGAUGCGUGUUCGCAGCACCGCGCAACCUUGCCGGCAAACUUCGCAGGUGAUGGCGACACCGCGGCCAGCGCACAGAGCCCCACCGCUGCGGCGCACCCCAACACGGUCGGACAGCGCGUGUGUGAUGCCUGCUUCUACCGGCUCACACAGCGCCGCAUGAUCGCGCUGCGGCGCUACAAGGACGGCGGCAUCUACGCAGGGUGCUGGAGCCAGGGGCGGUGGGUAUCGCGGGGGCUGUACUGCCGACCGGAUGGGAUCUACAUUGCAAUGGACACUCAUGGGCAUCCGCUGAUCGCAGCUGACCUGGCAAAAGCGAAGAUGUCCGCCACCGUCACCGCCGCUGGAGCGGGGAACUCGGUAGAUAGUACAAGCAACAGUGCAGCGGAGCCGGGGAAAAAGACCGGCGCGGAGGUGCCACCGGGCGGCCUCGGCGUACCGCGACGUCCGGCGCGCACGAUGCUGCCCAUCUCCUCCUCCAUUCUGCAAGACGCCUCGCCGGCGAAGGAGGUGCUGGACAACGUCGGCGUCGUGAAACAGAGCUCAUCACGAAAGGACCUGGACUCCUUUCUGAUGUGGUGGGCCACCACACGCAGUUGCUGCGGGCUCCAGGUGCCGCUGGAUGUGCCACUCGUGUCGAAGUACCAACGCAUGCCUGCCCAGCUGCUGCGCGGCGGCAAGAGCGCCACCGUGACGAUCGGGUCCGAGGCGGCGACCUAUCUGACAUCACCGGCGCACUGCACGCUGUCGACCCCCCACACCCCGUCGCUAACGCCCAUUCGUCUCUUCGUGACACUGGCCGAUUCGCGGAAGGCGAUGCAGGCGAUGGUCGAUGGCGAAGCAAGCGAAGGCACACGAGCAGCUAACCACUCCGCGGAGGACCCAGAAGGACUGCAGCGGAAGCUUCGCAGCCCCAGCAAUAAAGACGAGGAGCGAGGUUUUCCGCCGGCUACACCACCACCGCGUUUGACAACAGCGGAGCGGCGCAUCAUCGACAGCGACGUGGAGGCGGCGGCGCUGCGGGCCUCGCGUUUCAUGCCGGUCGCCAUCCCGCGAGCGCCCACUGUACCCAUCACCGCCGCCACGGCACCCACAGCGACCAUGGCUUCCCGUGAGUACGCAUCGAUGCCAUCCAACAGUCGUGCUGCUCGCGAUCAGAGCCAAACAGCGGAGCAGCAGCAGCAAUUAAAGGAAGCAGUUGGCGUGCCGAACAGUGACCUUGGUAGCAGCUUCAGCCGAAAUGCUGCAGUGGAUGUGGAUGUGGACGGGAGCGCUUUUGGUCUGACGGCGUGGGCCACUCGCACUCCGCCGUCCAUCGACGAGGAGGACAUCACCGAUGCGAAGCUCAUGGCGAUGGUGCGGGCGGAACGCCUGGCGUGGCCCACUACCACCACCACCACAUCAUCAUCAUUACCGCCAUCGUCAUCAACUCAAACUUCUGUCUCUUCUGUCGGUUCCCUCAUGCCGCCUACGCCGACCCAGCCCCAGCUCGGCGAGAACACGACGAUCACAUGGAAUCUGUGGACCACGCGCGAUAUCCCCCGCUACGCCCCUCCACCGCUCACGCCAAUCCCGCUGGAUAAGGGCGCCCUCACUUCGCGGAGCGCACCACCGCCGUCACUACCACCGACGACGACGACGUCUUAUUCCUCGUCUUUGCCUUCGGGUGCACCACCGCGCACCGAGGCCGACUUGUACUUCGCGUGCCCAUUCUGGGAGCCGAUCGUGCCGGACGCGCAGAUGCUGCUGGAGCAGGGCAAGAUGACGCAGGCGGCGCGGCUGAUGCGGCGGUUGCAGCGGGAGCACCAAACCACGGACAAAAACAGCGGCGGCAGCAGCAGUGGCAGCGAAGCAGAGUCUACGGAGGACGCAACGGACAGCGCGUGGGCGCCCAGUGCGGAGCUCUGCAGCUCGCCCGGCGGCGCAAGAGAGCUGAAAAGCAACGGCAGCCUCGAUACGCUCGCGGUGCUGCAGGAGAUGCGGGCGGCAAACGGGACCGGCACGGGUGGGUCGUGGACGGCGGGGGGGCUUCUCUCCGCCGAGCAGCGGGCGCAGUCCGGCAGAGGCUGGGCACCGACCCCGAUGCACGGGCCUUUCACCUUUGAGAUUUCCUCAUCUCAGAAGAAGCGCUGCGCGGAUGAGCAGCGGUGGUAUUUCAAGGUUCACCAGCGGGAGGUCAACAGCUUCCAGUGA